ACGCGGCUGGUUGUCCUCGGAUAAAAGCGAACCGAAUCCUCAAACUCUGAACCAAAGAGCCCAAAGACUCGUCAACUCGUUUUUCGUGAGUGUCGUCGCGUGUGCUGAGCAUAGAAACAGACAUAGAAACUGACAUAGAAAAUAGAGUGCUACCAAGUGUAUAAGAUGCUGGAGUUCUACCCAAUGCCCACGAAUCUGAAUCCAGUCGGUGGCGGCUUGUACUCGCUGCAGCAGAAUCAUGGCGGUGCCCGCUUCCUGGACAAUCCCAGCCAUGCUGGCGGUGGCAACACCUUGCAUCUGGCUAAUAGCAACAGCAAUGGCAACAGCAAUUUACCCACGAGCAUUUCCGGCAACAACAGUCCCACAAUGGCAACGGCUUCAUUAACGUUGCAGCAGCAACAGCAACAGCAGCAGCAGCAGCAGCAGCAGCAACACCAUCAUCAUCAGCAACACCAGCUACACCACGCAGCUUCGACCACGCCAGUGCCAAUUAACAGCUGCCCCACGCCCACAGGACACAGUCCAGGACACAGCCCCCUUGGCAGCAUCAGCAGCAACAAUAACAACAACAACAACAGCAACAGCAACCUCAACUCCGCCUGCAACACAUUAACAGCUGCUGCUGUUGCUGCUGCGGCCGCUGCUGCUGCUGGCUCUGGGGCAGCUGUUGGCUCUGUUGGGGCAGCUCCAUCGUCGGCAACAGCACCCGCAGUCGCCACCUCGCAAUUAGGCGGAGCAGUUGCUGCCGCAAUCGCUGCUGCUUCUGCUACUGCUACGACAACGACGGCCACACCGGCACCAGUGGCAACGGGAAGUGGAAGUGGCAAUGGCAAUGGCAAUGGGAACGGAAGUAGCAAUGGAUGCGGAGCUGCUGCAGCAACGGCCAACGCAGCAGCGGCGGCAUCGAAAUUGUCUGCCGAUUGUAGUGGACGCACAG
Drosophila serrata is the source of this 937-nucleotide messenger RNA. It is a transcript of the gene Lmx1a, whose product is annotated as LIM homeobox transcription factor 1 alpha. Lineage: Eukaryota; Metazoa; Arthropoda; Insecta; Diptera; Drosophilidae. Gene Ontology annotation, biological process: neuron differentiation; regulation of transcription by RNA polymerase II. Gene Ontology annotation, molecular function: RNA polymerase II transcription regulatory region sequence-specific DNA binding; DNA-binding transcription factor activity, RNA polymerase II-specific. The record is from RefSeq and is a predicted model, not a curated record. Gene Ontology annotation, cellular component: nucleus.